Gordionus sp. m RMFG-2023 is the source of this 2892-nucleotide messenger RNA. RefSeq names its product nicastrin-like. The transcript is spliced from 14 exons. NCBI's taxonomy places the organism in Eukaryota, Metazoa, Nematomorpha, Gordioida, Chordodea, Parachordodidae. Gene Ontology annotation, biological process: Notch receptor processing; protein processing. Gene Ontology annotation, cellular component: plasma membrane. Bases 13 to 2190 code for a protein of 725 amino acids. The record is from RefSeq and is a predicted model, not a curated record.
UUUAAAAAAAUAAUGAGACUACUGCAUUACUUCUUAUUAACUCUGAUUCUCAUUAAUAAAGUUUAUUCAAAGAGCCGUAAAAAUAAAAAUGUAUAUUUAAAUAUUAACGAAAGUUAUGGGUGCUUUAGAAUGCUUAAUGGUACUCAUCAAAUUGGAUGCAGCUCAAAAAUGAGAGGUGGAAAUAAUGGAAUAAUAUAUUUUGUAUUAAAUGAAGCCGUUUUGGACAAAUUGAUAAAUAAUGAUAGUGAAUUUGAUUAUAUAGCUAUGAUAUAUCCUAAUUUAUUUAAUUAUAAAAAUUUAAUUAAAAUGAAAAAUUGUAAACAUAUAACUGGUGCUUUAUUGUUAAACACACUAAAUGGUACUAAAUUAGAUGAAAUACCACAUUUCUCUCCAGAUCAAGCCUGUCCUAACAGACAAUCUGAUUAUUAUACUGGCAUUGAUAAAUAUGAAAAUUGCAAAUAUAUUGAAUGGAAUCAUGGACAAGGUAUCUUUUUUAAUGAUUGGGGUGACUUUCCAAUAUUUAUGGUCAAAGAUGAAGAAUCAAUACAUACACUAAUGGAUAAAUGUUUUUUGAAGUAUAAUGUAAAUAUUACUGAAAAAUUUAGCUCCAAUUAUGAGCCUAUAUGUUCAGCUCAAAUGAUAUUUGAAAUGUAUGCUGUAAAGGAUAAAGCAACUUGUAUGAGAAGAGGGGAUAUAGGAAAUUCAUUGACUGACUCACGACAAUGCAUGGAAAUAGGGGACAACAAUAUUUGGUUCUUGCUAAAGCCUACUAAUAAAUCUAAACCUUUAAAGGCACGGUCGAUGGUACUUUUGGCAACCAGGAUGGACGCUCUCACCAUGUUCGACGAUAUAGCUCCCGCCGCCGAAAGCGCCGUUCUAAGCGUUAUAACUAUGUUGAUCGUGGCCGAAGCGCUGGCUAGAACUAACGCGGAAAACGCUAUCCAAUAUCUCGAUAAAAAUGUUAUGUUUAUGUUUUUCAACGGGGAAUCAUACGAUUACAUUGGCUCCACCAACCUCGUCUACGAUAUGAACAUUGGUCAAGCAUUUCCCAAACUAUUGGAUUCUAAAAUCGUGAAUCAAUCAGCGCUCAUCAACACAUCCCACAUAUCUCACUUCAUAGAAAUUGGUCAAGUGGGCUUGGCUAAUCAUUUGAAUUACUAUAUACAUGCCGACCCUUUAUCCAGAAAGAAACACGGAAAUGUUGAUAAAGAAAUAAAACACAUGUCUGAGCUACUUGCCCUUCCUUUCCCUCCCAGAUUCCCCUACGAGAAAAUCAAUGUGAAACCCGUCAAAGAUAAGGAUCAACCCUUGCCACCUUCCUCCUUGCAAAGUUUUCUCAAGACCGACGAUUUCAUCCCCGGAAUUUACAUAGCGGACCACGAACGAGAAUUCGAGAAUCGAUUUUACCACAGUAUAUUGGACAAUUUAAAUACCAUUCGCUCCCUUCAUGGUCAUGCAUCUGAUCUGGAAUUUCUCAUUGACAGCAUUCAUGGACUCUCAAUCAAUUUAGCUAACUUCGUUUAUAGGCUUAUCAAAACGAAUGAUACGGUGGAUCCUAAAGAGCGGCCUAUCGAAAUUAACAGAACACUGAUUUACGACCUUAUCGAUUGUUUUUUGGUCAAUUCCUCUUGCAAAUUUUGGAAACAAUUUUCAAACUACGUAUCUUUGGAUCCCCGGCUUCCUUCCCUCUCUUAUUACGUUAGCGUUAGAGACAGAGUACAACCCUACACCCAAUUAACCCAGCUCACACUGGCCUACUUGACUGUGAAUAAUAUCGAUUCCGAUAUAAAAACCCAAAAGGAAUGUUUUGAUAUGAAUAUUCGACAAUCUAUUUAUUCUUAUAUCUGGUUCCCUUCAUAUAUCGGGCUCCAUGAUGUCUCUAACAAACAAUACCCCGCUUGCGCGGCAACCUUGACCUGGUCCCAUAAAUCUGCCCUAUCUUCCCCUUGGGUGGAAAGCACAUGGAGUGGUCCCGCUUCUUUACGCCUUUAUUUCAGACCCAACAGGCGUUUAGAUUACGCUAUUCUAGCCGUCGGUUUAAGCUUUACUGGUUUAGCACUAGUUUUCAGUCUCUUUUUCACGAGGUAUGCCGAUACGUUAUUUACUACGCCAGCUGAUUCGAGGGAAAGAGAAUCAGAUGCCUCCAACAAUUCUAACCCGAUUCCGGAACCAACACAAUUGAAUUAUUAGUUCUGGAUAUUAAUAUGAAAUCUAAAUGAAUUGAGGAUAUAUUCACAAGAAUAUCUAAUAUCCGUUUCGUUAUUUUAUUAAUUUUAAUUUAGAUAUUUUGACUGGAGGUCUGUGAAUUAUCUUCGAAACCUUGAUCAAAUAUUCCUGGUUUUUUUAAUAAAUUUGAUAGAUUAUAAUGAUGUUUACAGAUUCGGUAUAAUUAUAAAAUAAUGAAAUUGUGAUUAAAAAAAAUACUUCCUAUCCUAUACUUCUCUAAAUGAAAAAUGAUAAUAUAUGAAUAACUAAUUUACGAAUAUUUAUAUGAACUUUUUUACAACUGAUUUUAUCAAAUAUAAUUCAUGAUCUUAUUUAUUUAAUUUUUUAAAUAUGAAUUUUUGUUUUCGGAUUACAUGAAAAAUAACUAUAACACCACGCUUAAAAACUUAGCAACGAAAAAUUAAUUUAAACGAUUUAUCGAGUAGUGCUUAAAAUAAUGGAACGAACAGAUUGGAAUCUAAGAAUCGGAUAGAACUUUAAAAAAUGCGAUUCUUAUAAUUAAUCGGCGCUAAGAACGAAAUUAUUUGAAAAUACUUUUAAUGAUUAAACUUGUUGAUUUUAUAAAAUUGUAUCUUAUUUUUAUAUGGAUAUUUUUGUAUCAAUGUAAAUGUAACUUAUUAUUUUGAUUAAAAUAUUUUUUUUUAAUUUAUCUCACAUUCACCCUAA